Messenger RNA from Ostreococcus lucimarinus CCE9901, 1683 nucleotides. RefSeq lists its product with no specific name. The transcript has a single exon. NCBI's taxonomy places the organism in Eukaryota, Viridiplantae, Chlorophyta, Mamiellophyceae, Mamiellales, Bathycoccaceae. Gene Ontology annotation, molecular function: oxidoreductase activity, acting on paired donors, with incorporation or reduction of molecular oxygen; monooxygenase activity; iron ion binding. The record is from RefSeq and is a predicted model, not a curated record. Bases 1 to 1683 code for a protein of 560 amino acids.
AUGCGCGCGACGCCGUCGACGCUUCGAACGCCGUCCCGCGCGCGCGCGCCCGGUGCGGCGAACAGUCGGGGCUCGACCGCGCGCGCGCGCGCCAUCCAACCGCCGAAAGCGCCCGAUGCGUACCGCGGCGCGCUGUUCCCGGGCGUCGAGGUCCCCGAUAAUGAUCUCGCGCGAUCGUUCAGCGCGCUGUUUCCGUGGGGAAACGGGGCGCGGGUGACGGAGAAGGUGCUGGGGGAUUUGCUGAAGCCCGAGGUGCGCGCGGCGCCGCUCUUCGUGCCGCUGUACGAUUACUACCGCGAAUACGGCGGCGUGUACAACUUGGGCGCCGGACCGAAGUGGUUCGUCGUGGUGAGCGAUCCGGUGGCGGUGCGGACGAUGUUCAAGGACCAGGCGGAUAGCUUUUCGAAGGGGAUACUGACGGAUAUCAUGGAGCCGAUUAUGGGCGACGGGUUGAUUCCGGCGAAUAAGGAGAUUUGGGCCAAGCGUCGACCGGUGAUCGGGGCAGGAUUCCACGGGGCGUGGUUGAAACACAUGUGCAACUUAUUUGGAGCGUCGGCGAUGCGGUUGGCCGAUAAGUUGGACACGUUCGUGGAGUCGGAGAAGACGGUGGAGCUCGAGAGCGAACUGUACGCGAUGGCGCUCGACGUCAUCGGCAAGGCGGUGUUUAAUUAUGAAUUCGGGGCGUUGAAGCAAGAGACACCGAUCAUCAAGGCAGUCUAUCGCGUUUUGCGGGAAAGUGAGCACCGUUCGACGUUUCCGUUGCAGUAUUGGCAGAUUCCUGGGGCGAUGGAGCUCGUGCCGAGACAAAAGCAAUUCAAGGAGGAUAUGAAAAUGGUCAACGACGAGCUGUCAGUGUUGAUUAAUAACGCUAUCGCGUCGCGAAACGAAACUGGCUUGGAGGAAAUGGAGCGCAGAGACUAUUCUAACGUCGAAGACGCGAGUCUGUUGCGGUUUUUGGUGGACAUUCGUGGCGACGAGGCGACGAGCACGCAGUUGAGAGACGACUUGAUGACGAUGCUCAUCGCCGGCCACGAAACCACCGCCGCGGUGCUCACGUGGACGCUUUAUUUACUUGCGCAGCACCCGGAAAUCGCGGAUGAUGCGGUGGCUGAAAUUAACGCCUGUGUUGAAAACGCUGACGGCAUCCCCACGCCCGAGGAGGUGCGCAAGCUGGAAAAGGUUCGCAUGAUUCUCGCCGAGGGUAUGCGCCUGUAUCCGGCGCCGCCGAUUUUGAUUCGUCGUGCGAUUAAGGAUGUCACGCUCCCGCGCGGAGGUAACGGGAAGGAAAUCACCUUGAAAGCCGGCACCGACUGUUUUAUCGCGGUUUGGAACCUCCAUCGGUCACCUGAUUUGUGGGAGGAUCCAGAAAAAUUUGACCCGAGCCGGUUUUCGCGAAGGUUUGAAAAUCCCGCCAUUGAGGGCUGGGGCGGCUUGAAUCCCGAACUAAUGACUGGUUUAUACCCGAACGAGCAGUGCACAGACUUUAGUUACGUGCCUUUCGGUGGCGGACAGCGUCGCUGCGCCGGUGAUCAGUUUGCGAUGCUCGAGGCAGUGACGGCGUUGAGCGUCUUGUUGAAAAAGUUUAAAUUUGAGCUCGCGUGCGAGCCGGGCGAGGUCGAGAUGAUCACCGGGGCGACGAUUCACACGAAGAAAGGGUUACCUAUGAAGCUUAAGAGACGAUAG